UCUCGACUCGUUCCAGGCGCUCGAAAUUGCCGUUGAUCAGUGACGCGAGGGGGAGUCAUCCACCAUGCAACAUCUUACUUUAGGGACGUCGGUUUUCAUUGUCGUCAUGACAGGCGAGCGCACGCAGUGAGAGAGAGAGCUAGUAGAGAGUAGAUUCUAGCUCAGUAUGAAACGAGAGAAAAACAAGUGGCUCACAUCACCGAUCAGUAUCGAUGUUUGGAAGAUGUAGCACGUUCUUUAAACGUACGGGUAAUUUAGGAAGAAAUGAAAACAUAUUAAGUGGGCGCAUGAAUGCUACCAGGUUAAGGUAUGUAGCCGGCCGUUCCGAAGUUAUUCCCGAUGCAUUGAAGUUCAAUUCCGUUCUAUUAGUCAAGACAGGCUCUUUGACCUUUCUGUCAAGGAGGAGUAUGCUCCGCACCGUGCGUGCGUUCCGGAGUUUGCCAGCCAAUUUCCUUCAGAGCGGACUUCUCGUUCCGCUCAUUGCGCGACUGACGGAUACUGUGGAAACAGAAGUGUCAGUUCUUCGCCCAUCAUUACAGUCGCCAGCGGCUGUCCUCGACCAGGCCGUUGACGCACUUACAUUCGUUGAUGUAGUACUCUAUGUGGUGAGUCAUUCAGUCCGAAACAUGGUGAGAACUGCAAUGCGGCGCUAUAUCAUAUACGAAGAACGUAUAACAAACCACAUGACCCCAGGCUAUUAUUGCCUGGGGAAGGCUGGCUCGCAGGCGUUUAAAGAUAAGCCUUGCUAGAUGUCGAUACAGCGAUGCGUGCUUCCACUCUACUCCAGAGUGCUAGUGACUCGGACGUGUGAGAAGGCAGCC
Molecule: messenger RNA, 821 nt
Organism: Suillus plorans
Lineage: Eukaryota; Fungi; Basidiomycota; Agaricomycetes; Boletales; Suillaceae
Exons: 1
Coding region: 213-749 (178 amino acids)
Source: RefSeq, a predicted model, not a curated record